AUGCCCGACCCUACGUUUGUGAACUACUCUCACCCACAAGAUCAGAACGAUCGCCGCAAUCGACAGCUCGUCGCAUCAUAUAUUGGCACUCAUUUCAGGAACAGAUCGAGACCAGCUACAAGAAGAGUCUCAUCAGUCGGGAAAGCAAGCAGCCCUGAAGGUCAGGUCGGCGAUCCACCAAGAACCCAAGCGGCAUAUUUCGAGCCCCCCAACCAAGGACCCUCAAGUACAUCAGCACAACUACCUACGUUCACUGUUCCACAUGACAGGCACGGUCUACGAUCCGACCCUUUCUACUCCUACCCAAUCGAGUUCCGACAAUGCAUACCUGCGGCUGUCGAUUACUUCCUCACAUUCUACGGCCCAGCUCACAUUAUCCGACCAGAGCUUCUAUCAGCAGAGGCAGGCGCAGUCUUACUCAACCAAUACUUCCAAUACGCCCUUCAGAACGCGUUGAUGUUCGAAGCCCUGAUCGCGCUGUCACAAGCGAACCUUACCGUCCAUCAGUGGAACAAUGGUUCAGACCCAGAUGCGUUAUACCACUACAAUCAGACCCUUCGUCGGUUGAGAGAUCUUCUGGACCGAGAACAGGAAUACACCCAAGAUGCCGUUCUCUUCGCAAUAGUCGCACUGAUGGGCGUUGAUUACCUGAACAACGACCUGGCUGCUUUCGAAACGCACCUUGGUGGACUGCGCAAGAUAGUGGAAUUAAGAGGUGGCCUCGAUCAAUUGGGGUGGCCUCUAGUCCUCAAGCCCUAUCUACUCGGGUUGGAAAGGUUCUGGGCAUACAUGUCUAAGCACAGCCAACAACGAGAUACCUUGACCGCUCAAAGGCACAACGCUAGCCCGCCGAUGCCGUCCGAUCGCCCUCCCAUCGCCAACCUCGAAGAGAUCGCCUCAAUCCUGCCUCCAGGUUUCCGCACCAUGGCAAUGAACAAUCGCCUCAGCGAGCCCGUCCUGAUGUUGAUCCAUCGAGUCGUGACACAAGGCGAACAUAUUCUACAAAUCAGCCCGUCCUACGGUUCUUCCGCCAUCAACGCUACGAACAUGCAGGAGGCAGAGCACUGCGCCCGACUUCUCACGGACUCCGAUGUGACAUUCAUCGACCGUGCCUCCUGUAUUGGCUUGCUGGUCGUCAUCAUGGACUCGUCGCGAACGGAACGGUUGAGCGGCUACUACGAUCAACAGCUGCAAAUGCAUGCGGAGGAGAUUCGGGUGAGUCAGGAGAUGUUUCAGGACGCCGAUCAAUCUGAUUUGUAUCUGUGGGUUGCAUUGGAUACUGUUGGGACUAUGGUUCCGCCGAGGAGACCUGCUUUGCCGGAGAACUACGAGGCCGACGCGAGAUUUGAGUUGUUAUUGGCUGUGGUGCAGCAGUAUCGACAUUUGAGUUGGGAUGAGGUCUUGACGGUGCUGAAAAAGUUCUUCUUCACUCCGAGAUGUAUUGAGAGUUGGUACAAUGCUUGGACGCUGGCCUUGAGAUAUAUAAAUGAGAAUUCACAUUGA
This is a messenger RNA of Exophiala viscosa, 1503 nucleotides long. RefSeq lists its product as uncharacterized. The record is from RefSeq and is a predicted model, not a curated record. NCBI's taxonomy places the organism in Eukaryota, Fungi, Ascomycota, Eurotiomycetes, Chaetothyriales, Herpotrichiellaceae. The coding region runs from base 1 to 1503 and encodes 500 amino acids. The transcript has 4 exons.